Messenger RNA from Naegleria fowleri, 654 nucleotides. RefSeq lists its product as uncharacterized. Bases 1 to 654 code for a protein of 217 amino acids. The transcript has a single exon. The record is from RefSeq and is a predicted model, not a curated record. NCBI's taxonomy places the organism in Eukaryota, Heterolobosea, Eutetramitea, Acrasida, Naegleriidae. Gene Ontology annotation, molecular function: nucleic acid binding.
AUGUGUCAAAAGAAUUCCAUCAAGAUUCGUUUGUUACUUCCUUGGUGUGGUCCAUAUCUGGUCAUGAUUCGAAUUUUAAGCAGUUGUGAAUUCAUUUACAGCACCUUCCCAGUUUUAUAUUCAAUGAUUUCAAUCAUCACUGUGACAAUGGCAACUGUCAUUUAUAUUGUCACAAUUGUGAGAGUUCUUUAUUUGAGAAAUUUAUAUGAAAUUGUUGCAAAAAGAAAUAACAUUGGAUUUUACAAGAGAUUGGCCUCCAAGAAUUUUGGAAUUGUGAUCACUCUAUUGUUAUGUUUCUUGACAUUUUUGGUCAUGCUUGUUUUCAUUCCAAUGUUUUCCAAAAUUUACUUGACCAGUUCAUAUAGCGUUACAACUAAGAAAGCAAUUGAUGCUGAUCGAUUUAAAAUGUUUCUGACAACAUUGAGCAAAUUGAUCCCAAAAGAUUGUAUUUUAGUCCUUGACAACGCAUCCAUUCAUAAGGAAAAAGAAGUCUAUAGUAUAAUGAAUGGCCAAGGUAUUAGUGUGUUUUGGCAAAGCCCAUACUCUCCUGACUUCAAUCCCAUUGAAUUGCUUUUCGGAUGGAUGAAAACAGAGUUGAAAAACUACGAACAUUCGGUUGACUCUCUCGAAGAGAUAAUGAAUCAUUAUAUUUGA